Molecule: messenger RNA, 2202 nt
Organism: Triticum aestivum (bread wheat)
Lineage: Eukaryota; Viridiplantae; Streptophyta; Magnoliopsida; Poales; Poaceae
Exons: 2
Coding region: 488-931 (147 amino acids)
Source: RefSeq, a predicted model, not a curated record
UUUUUGUAGAAGUGAAGCACAACCCGAUCCCACCACCCCGAGCAUGCCACCGUCGUGCCCAUCGCCGAGCGCGCCGCCGCCGGCCACCUGCCUAGCGCCGCCCCCCCUUCCCCAGCACACAUCGGCCGGCCACUGCCUCAGCACGCCGCCGUCGCCCCACUGCCCCAGCGCGCUGCCUCCAUGACCUCCCUCCCCCAGUGUGCCACCGCCUACCCCUGCCUCCGUGCGCCACCACCUACCUCCGAGCGCCGCGGAUCUUCGCGCACAACUGGCCACCGCUGCCUCCCGCGCCAACUAUGUCCUGAGACUAGCCAUGGUGGUGGAUCCAAGAUCCACCGAGGGAAAAGGGGAGCCGCUGCUCCCUGUUGAUGGCCGGUCCUUGCCACGGGCCGCCGCACUCCCGACAUGUCCCGAGCACCAGCACCCCUAGAGGCUCGCUCCCCUGCACCCUUGAACCAGCGCCAUCCACCACUCGAGCAGGGUGGCAAUGGUGACAACAUCCAGCGGCCCUCGUCUGCCUCUGCUCGCCCUGCCUUCAUCACCGACCAACCGUGCAAAUCCAUGUAAAAUGAGUUCAGGAAGAGAGGAGCCCCAGCCGGAUACAAGAGGAGGACAUCGAUGGCUCUCGGCGGCCAUCGACGGGGACUUGAAUGCCCCAACCCUCAAAGCUCGCCUCAUCUUCUACAGGCAACAGGGGGCGUCUUCCCUCCUGGCGCCCGUAGGCCUAUCAGGCAGCCUCGGCUCGCCGUCGUCGGGAUCUGGCCAACACCGGCUCCUAGCGUUGGAUCCGUUAGUGCCGGAUCUCGCCGCUGCAGGAUGCGAGGAAGAGGAUGAGGUACAGCAUGCAACAACGAAAGAAGGUGCAGAGCCAUCAACUAGAUUUUGUUUGGUUAAAGAAGGUACAGGGUCGACGACUGUAUUUAGAUCAUAAUAGGAUCGGUUCGCGUUGGUGGCGCAGUAGUGCUGCGUAGGCAGCUGCUACCAAUCUUCACCAAGCUGGGUGAAGCCUUCAAGGUGAGCUGAUCGAUUGCUUUUUGUCCACUGUCACCCUAUUUAAGAUUACUGACCUGGUUCAUCUUAUUUCUCUUGUUGAUGCAAACCUGCUCACUUCACAAGCCACGCUCACAGCCACCAUCGUAAACUUCGUGGCUGGCCUGCUUAUCUUUACUGUAUUCUAAAUCGGAGGCAGUGCACGACCCAAUGUUUGACUUUGAACAUUGACACUGACGACGGACUCAAGCACCACCACAUUCUUGGUACAUAGACCGGCACCUCUAAGGGCUUACCCGAGAUGUUUUUUAGCCAUUUAACAACUGAUUUUGUCAUGGGAUAAAUUUUGAUGGAUAAGAUUUUAACAAGGUAUAGAGCAAUGUAGUCGAGAUGACACAGUUAUGCAAAAUGUAUAGACAGAAUUUGAGACAUUUACAUUGGCAGGUCUAUUCACUGAUUAUUUAUUUACUCUGUAUUCAUCAAAAUUUAUUUAUUUUGUACUACAUUGUAGAGUGUUCGAUUGACGCAAGCAGAGAUGGCCAUGAUGCUAGCUGAUAGCACUUGCUAACUGAAGAAGUUUGCAUACCUUUUCUCAAAUUAAAAAAAGAGUUUCUUACCAACUAAUGAGCCUACCAGUUAUAGGCCAAUUGCUCUAACUCAACUUUAGGUCGGUACUUUCCUGUAGAGUAUACCUCUGUAAUUCUCCAUCCAAGAUACUAAAGUUUAUGCUUCGCUGCUUGCACACACUGUAAUUCAAGGCAGAUCUAGAUUACAUCCCUAAGCAACCCACCUAUAUUGGUAAAUUUUUAUUGUGUUAUUUAAAUUAAAAAAAUUAAUGUACUCUGCUGGAGAAGUCACAAGCCAUAUUAAUUUCAGAAGAAAACAUUUCUAAUUAGUGGUUAAGGUCUUGUUGUGUCUAAAAUGAAAAUUCCAAACAAAAACAGAGGCACAAUUUGUAUUUAUACGAUGAAUAAUGGAAAUUUCAAUUGCUAAAUUUAACUAAGGUUUUUAGAAUAAAUUGUGGUCUCUGAGCUCGUCUCACGUAAUCCAUCAACUAAAUGUAUUAUAUUAGCAUGUCUAAUUCAUAAGUGCAACCAGCAAUUAGUUUAAUUUUCCCCUCAAAUAAAAACAAUUAGAGUUUUGUUUGAUUUAAAUUAACAAAGUGGCCUACACAUUAUUUAUAUGCACUAUAGUUAUUUUGUUCUCAAUGGC